Molecule: messenger RNA, 1928 nt
Organism: Musa acuminata AAA Group (dessert banana)
Lineage: Eukaryota; Viridiplantae; Streptophyta; Magnoliopsida; Zingiberales; Musaceae
Product: polygalacturonase At1g48100-like
Exons: 7
Coding region: 53-1573 (506 amino acids)
Biological process (GO): carbohydrate metabolic process
Molecular function (GO): polygalacturonase activity
Source: RefSeq, a predicted model, not a curated record
UAUAGGACAUGUAAUUCCAUGCCAUUUAUCAUACUUUUGUGUUGCUGCUUUGAUGAGCAAUGGGAGCGAGGCUUGCGGCUAUUUAAACCCAACCUUCCCUCCUCCUCUUCUCCUAUCACCAAUCUUUCUCUUCCACAGACACUUAACGAUGAGAAGCCUCGGGCCAAAAGGCAUCGGAUUGCUCCUCCUCGUCUUUCUUGUGACGUGCUCCAACUUUCACGAGUGUGAGGGAAGGAGAGGCAAGCACCGGAGGGCAAAGCAAGCGCCCUCUUCUUCCUUAGCUAGAAAGAAAGCAAAAGGAAACAAUGGCGGCGACCGCCGCCAUGGCAGCGGUGGUGGGUCGGGUGGGCAACCGAGACCGACCCCAGAAACAAUGGCAGCAAUGUUCGAUGUGCUCGAUUUCGGGGCCAAGGGGGAUGGCAUGACUGACGACACCAAGGCUUUUGAGGCCGCAUGGGCUGCUGCGUGCAAGGUGGAGGCUUCCACGGUGAUCGUUCCUGCGGAGUUCGAGUUCCUCGUUAGGCCAAUCUCAUUCUCAGGUCCAUACUGUGAGCCCAACAUUGUGUUUCAGCUGGAUGGAACGAUCGUUGCUCCGACAAGCGCCGGUGCAUGGGGUGCAGGCUCGCUGCAGUGGCUUGAAUUCACAAAGCUGCAGGAAAUCACCAUCCGAGGCAGUGGAGUGAUAGAUGGCCGAGGUAGCGUCUGGUGGACGAAUUCCGACUCUGACAUCGAUCCGAUAAAUGGUGAGCUCGGUUCAAAGAUGCCACAGAUCAAACCUACCGCCCUAAGAUUCUACGGGAGCUACAACGUGACAGUCACAGGCAUCAGGAUCCAAAACAGCCCACGGUGCCACCUCAAGUUCGACAACUGCGAAGCUGUGGAGGUCUUCAACAUUACAGUGUCUUCUCCAGGUGACAGUCCCAACACAGACGGAAUCCAUCUUCAGAACUCCAGAAAUGUUUUGAUCCAUCGUGUCGACAUGGGAUGUGGCGACGAUUGUGUCUCCAUCCAAACAGGCUGCUCGAACAUCUACAUACAUGACGUCGAUUGCGGUCCCGGGCAUGGAAUCAGCAUCGGGGGUCUCGGCAGGGACAACACCAAGGCAUGCGUCUCCAACAUCACUGUGAGGGACAUCAACCUUCGCAACACGAUGACCGGUGUCCGAAUCAAAACCUGGCAGGGUGGCUCUGGCUCUGUUCAGGCCAUACAAUUCUCGAACAUAAAAGUUUGGGAGGUCCAAAUACCGAUGGUGAUCGACCAGUUCUACUGUGAUCGGAGCUCCUGCGAGAACCAGUCCUCGGCAGUGGCACUGUCGAGCAUCGCGUAUGAGAGCAUUAGGGGAACCUUCACUGUGAAACCAGUUCACUUGGCGUGUAGCGACAGCUCUCCUUGUUCGGGCAUCAGCCUCAGCGAGGUGGAGCUCGAGCCACUGCAGGAACGCUACCACAUGACCGAUCCCUUCUGCUGGCAGGCAUUUGGGGAGCUGUAUGCCCCGACCAUUCCUCCCAUCACCUGCUUGCAGAUCGGCAAGCCAGCAAGCAACAGGAUCUCGACCGACCACGACUUGUGCUGAUGGUGGUCGUUCGUGAUAGAAAUAAUAGAAGAUAAGAACAAUAAUUGAAGAAGCUUUAUUGUAGAAAUGAAAUAGCUUUAGCUUGAAUCUAUUAACAUGUUCCCUCUCCUAUUUAUACAAAUUAGGAGGAAGGAUUUCCCUAACAGAAUAGAGGAUUUUCCUGAGAAAUUUCCUCGUAUAGUUAGGAAAAUCUUAUCUUCUAUCAUGCCCCCGCAAGAUGGUGCUCCUGACAAGGAUACCAAUCUUGGAUCGAUGCAAAGAAUUGUUUACAAGUGAAAAAGAUGGUGCUCCUGACAAGGAUACCAAUCUUGGAUCGAUGCAAAGAAUUGUUUACAAGUGAAAGGCUUCAUGAGUA